Messenger RNA from Cinara cedri, 5589 nucleotides. NCBI's taxonomy places the organism in Eukaryota, Metazoa, Arthropoda, Insecta, Hemiptera, Aphididae. The record is from the annotation of a GenBank genome assembly.
UGUGUACCAAGGUGGAUUAAUAAUAAUAAUAAUAAUAAUUUUUAAUCCACCUUGUAUUGUACCAUACAAGACAAUAUUUAUUCUAGGUCAUGGUCAUUUACUAAUCACCUGUGAGUUAUCAUUAGAUGUUGCUCUACCAUUUAUAUAUUUGUAAAAACUUAAAAUUUAUUCACUUCCGUGCUUUAGAGAUUAGGUCAUUUUAUAUAGUACAUAGUGCAGGUUAGUUGAUCAUUGUGAUCACAUAAAUCAUCUACAAACUGGAACUUUUAAUUAUUAUCAUUUAGCUUUGAAACUAUUUUAUAUAAAACAACCAUAUACAAAUUUACAAUGUUAAACACGGGGUAUGGUAAACAUUUAUUUAUUUUAUGUUUUACGUAACAUUAAAAUAUGUGUUAUUUAGAAAAUUAUCUGGACUGACUGUGUUCAUUACUGGAGGUAGUCGUGGAAUUGGUAAAGCAAUAGCCCUGAAAGCGGCUAGAGAUGGUGCUAAUAUUGUUAUUGCUGCUAAAACUGCCGAACCUCAUCCAAAACUACCUGGAACCAUCUAUACAGCUGCUAAAGAAAGUAAUUUUUAAAAAUAAAAUUGUAAAUACUGUAAUUAAAUUUAUUGAAUUUUUAUCGAAAGUGUUCUAUUUAACUAUUAUACCCAUUUUCUUAAUAUUUGAUUACAUAAAUAGUAUUAACUUUUUAAGUUUUAGAUUUUUUUUAACUUCAUAAACACUAAUAUAUAUUUUUAAAAUAUUGUUGAUUUUAAUGAAUUUAAGUAGGUAUAUUAAACAUUGAAUCAAUAGUUAAUUAUCUACUAAUUAGUGUUCAAUGAUGUAAUAAGUUGAUAAUAAAGUACAAUUUUCCUAGGCUUGCAAGAACUUAUUUAUUUGGAUCUUUAUACAACUUAUCUAAACUUAAGAUAUUUCUUUUGCAGCUUAAACAACCCAUGAGUUCUUGGUAAAUAAUCAUACAAUUUGAUUACUGCAUAUUGAUCUAAGUAUAAUGAAUAAAAUAUUGAAAUAUUUAAAAAAAAAAAAAUAGCUUGUUGAAUUGAAUCUAUCUAAGGCCAUAAACAUAGAAAAGAACUAAAUAGGACUACACAAUUUUUAAAUUGGAAAAUAAGACAAUAUAAUAAUUUUUUUAAAUAUGUUAUUUUUAAUGAUAAAAUUUUUAUUUUUAAUCUAUUAUUUUCUUAUGUUGAAUAGUCAUUAAAUACCAUAAAUGAAAAUUAGCCGAUAAAAUUAACAAAAUUUAUAAAAAUACAUUUUUAACUGAUUAUAUAGCAUUUAAAUGAAAGAUCCCAAUUACUUUACACGGCUAUGCUCCAAUUAAAGACCUACACCUUGACACUUUCUUCUUAUCAAAUGCUAGGUGACAACAUUUUCUUUAGUAACUUCUUUCUAGUAUACACUUUAGAGUAGUUCCUUCUUACUCUACCCAAAACCCUUCUCCUUUUUCAAUAUCUACCCAUAUGACCUCCUCUGGACACAGCCAUCCAUUAUAUUGGAUUUUUUAUGUUUCCAACUUAUCUUUAUAACUAAAUUGAAAUAAUGAUUUGUUGUAACUUGUAUACUUUUAAUAAAAGCAUGCAUGCAUUUGUUCUUUCUGUCUUACUAACACACAAUAUAGUAAAAAUUUGCUUACGUAGACUACAUAGAACUCACUUAGUUUUGACUUUAAAGUAAAAUUAUCAGUUAUGAAAUUGAUGGAGAACAAUAUUCUGGAGGGCCAGACAUUGCGUUUUUCAAAAAAAUUAUUUUUUUCAAAAGUUUAAGUGAACUAAAAUAUGUUGAAAAAACUGUAAUUUAAAAAUGUUAAAUUCACUGUUAUAUUUAGAGAAAAUGAAAAAAAUGCAACGUCUCGUCCUCCAGAAUAUAUAUUGUUUUCUUUAAAUUUUAUUUUGGGUGUUUUUACUCUAAAAUCAAAAUUAAGCAAGUUCUGUGUAGUCUACCUAAGCAUGUUUUAACUAUAUUGUGCAUUGGUAAGAUUGAAACAAAAAAUACAAGUAUAUCAUUCUCUUAAAUAUAUUUAUUUAUAUUUUUAGUCAAUGUUCAAUGAUUAUAUAUAGCCAUAAUCUUUGUAUAUUGCUGAAUAGCAUUUCAUUCUUAAGAUAAAAUAUCCACCUAAAAGUAAAUAGGUUUUCUGCAAUUUUGAUUUGAUUUAACAGCUAAUUUAUUAAUCGUGUGUUAAAGAAAUUAGAAGCAGUGAUAUUUUUUGUCUUUGUCUUACACACGUGCAACAUAGGAAUUUAGACAUGUUCUAUUUUCAUUGUACCAAUUGGUUUAGUGAAGUGAUAAGAAUUUUGAAAACAAUAUGAAUUUUUCAUUAAGUCCUCUUAAAAUCAACUCUUAUUUGUUUGAUUUUAUCCCCUAAUUCUAAAAAUAAAAAAGAUGGACAUAAUUCGCAUGAUGGAUUGACCACUAAUGUAGGUGAGAAGUUAGGAAGGUAUUAUAUAGAAAAGAAUUUAAUUUAUACAAUGGUUACUAAUUGCUAAUGAAAAACUACUCUGAGCGGAGUUCAAAAAUGCCAUAAUAUUUUUCUACUAAUACCUACAUUUCGUAUAUUUUCCUGUUUUUCCUCAGUUUUUUAUUUUCGGUUUUUUACAUCUGUUAAGAAAACUUUUGGGAAAAUCGAAAAAUGACCUCUUUAAAGUACCUCCCCAGUCCUAUUUCCUUUCAGAAAAAGUGCUACAUUUGUAAAUUAGAGCAAGAUUUUUGGUAGAAAAGUUGUCUAUAGAAAAAAAAAAUAAACAUCAUAGUAUCAUAAACUGGAGCCACUCCACUCAACAAAACAAAAUUGAAAAAUAAUAAAAUAAAAGCACAAUUUUCUUAAAUUUUCCUGUUCUUUCUACGUUUAUUUUAGGUUUUGCACAAUUAUUAAAAAAUCACGGAAGUGACACCUCACUCUAAACUCUCUCUAUUAAGGUGUAAAUUUCUAAUACAAUAUCUUCAUCCAAACUCUAAAAUUUAAAAUUUAAUUAAUUUAGUUCAUUAAAAUAUUACAUUGAAAAUUAUUGCUUUUAUUUAUAAUUAAUAGGUAAGUUCUCAAUACAAUUUUUUUUUUCAGUUGAAGAAGCUGGAGGAAAUUGUUUACCUUGUGUUGUGGAUGUAAGAGAAGAAAAUCAAGUUGUCGAUGCUAUUAAUAAGACAGUUAGUAAAUUUGGUGGUAUCGAUAUUGUUGUAAAUAAUGCAAGUGCAAUUUCAUUAACUCCAACUUUAGACACUGAUAUGAAAAGAUAUGAUCUUAUGCAUAAUAUCAAUACAAGAGGAACAUUUUUAGUGUAAUAUUUUACUUACCUAUUUAGAGUUAAACUUUUUGUUUUGAUAUAUAUUUUUUUAUAGAUCAAAACUGUGUAUACCUUAUUUAAGAAAAAGCAAACAUGCACAUAUUUUAAAUAUUAGUCCUCCAUUAAAUAUGAACCCUAAUUGGUUUCGUGACCAUGUUGCUUAUACAAUGGCCAAAUAUGGAAUGUCAAUGUGUGUUUUAGGAAUGUCUGCUGAGCUUAGAGCAGAUAACAUUGCUGUAAACGCUUUAUGGCCAAGAACUGGUAAUAAAUAAUUACAAUUGUAAUUUCACAAUGUAAAGCAAAUAUGUGAUAUUUUUAAGGAUAAACCAACCUAUAGUUGGAAUAAAAAUUAUUAUUAAAGCUCAAUAUUGCAUAAUACCAAAUAAUUUUAAUACAUUAAAAAAAAUUUUAUUUUCCACUUUUUACUACUGAAAUUACUAAUAACCAUAAAAAAAUACAAUUCUUACUUUUCCAUUUGUUUGCUUAAGUUUUUAUUUGACAGCAGUUUUUCCUAGAAUUAUAUUGUUCAUACCAAAAUAAUCCAGUUAAUUUUUAACUUUUUUAAGUUAAAGCACCAACAUUUCUUCUUACUAGUUUUCAAAUUACCUUUUAAAAUAUUUUUAAUAUCUAUAAAGAACAGUUCUGUAUAGAUUCUAUAGUGCAAGAAUUGUUAGAAUAGACUAGAAUUUUAUUAUAUUUACCUAUUUUUGUGAAUAGAUAAAAGAGCGAUAAUACUAAGGAAAAUAAUGCUUGAAAAUAUCUUAAUACUCUUUUAUAUUUCUUUUUAAAGCAAUAUACACUGCAGCUGUUGAAAUGUUAUCUGGCUCUGGUAAUGCAAAGCAAUUAUCUCGUAAACCAGAAAUUGUGGCUGAUGCAGCUUAUGCUGUACUCUGUAGAUCAGUCGAAAAUUGUACUGGUCAGUUUUUAAUUGAUGAUGAAGUAUUACAACAUGAGGGUGUUACUGAUUUGAGUCAAUACUUGAAUGACCCGAGUUAGUAGUAAUUGAUAAAAUUAAACCAAUAUAAUUAUUUAUAUUCAUAAUUACUACAUUUUAAAUUAUUACGUAUAAUGUAUUUGUGAAUAUUUUGUUCUUUUGUAAUUAUAUAAUAUUAUUAUUAGGCAAUUUUUUCUUUAAUAUUUAAACCAGUAAUUUUAUUUCAGCUUAUAAGGGUGAUUUAAUGAUGGAUUUCUUUUUGGAUGAAGCUCCUCAUGAUGGUUUUAACACAGGAAAAGAAAUAGCUAAAAAAAAAUCAGGAGAAGAUAAUAUUGAAAAAAUAUUUACCAAAAUUGAUGCACAUUUAACUCCUGAAGUAGCCAAAGGAACAAAUGCUUGUUUCUUAUUUGUAGUGAAAGGUUAUUAUAAAUUUAGAUAUUUUUUUAAUCAAUAUAAAUAAACAGUAUUAAGUAUGUUUUUAUGCUAUUAAUUAUAUACUAUUAAAUACUAUUAAAAAUCAAAGUUAAUAAUUUUUAUUUUUAUCAUCUGUAUUUUUGUAUAAAUUAAUACUAUCUUCUUAGGAGAGGAAGACAGAACAUAUUAUGUAGAUCUGACUGGAGAUGGAUUAGCUGGUAAAGGAAAACCUACAACAAAACCAGAUGCUACUUUAACAAUGGAAGCUGAAAAACUUGAAGAAUUAUUCAAUGGUUAGUUUGAAACGUGUUAAGUAACGGCAAAAUAAAAGUAUCAUAAUACAUUUUUCAAUUUAAUUUUCCUAGUUUUAAAUUAAUAUAAAGCGAAUAUCUGCAAUGAUUUGGAAUGAAUACAAUGAGCAUUGUAAAAAAUGAGUUUUGAAUUUAAUGAUACUUUUAUUGUGUUAGUUUUAUUUAGUUUUUUUUUUCAAUGUUUUUAAUUUUUAGGAAAAUUAAAAGCUGGGGAUGCCUAUAUGUCUGGUAAACUUAAGAUUUCCGGUAGUUUGAUGAAAGCUAUGAAAUUGGAGAAAUUGAUGAAAUUAUUAAAAGCCAAGUAUUAGUCAUACUCGUAUGUUUCUACAGUUUUUGAAUAAACAGUUUGUAUUACAAUAUAUUUAAACAAGCCAAAUAAAAAGAGUAUCAGCAAGUUCUAGGUACCAUGUUCUACACAUUUAAAAUAUUAUUGAUUAAUGGUUAUGUAAAGGUAUACCACUUAAUUUUGUAUAAAAUACAAAAAAAUAGAUUACAUACUUGUAAUCAUUUAUUUUUUAUAUUAAACCUACAUUUUAUACAUUUUUUAUAGCUCAAAAUAAUAUUUUAUUUAAUUAUUUUAUAUACAAAUUUUACAUAUCAAUCGUUAUUUUUUAUUCAAGACUGAGCUAUAAUAAAAAGUUAAUAGUUAGGUAUAA